This is a messenger RNA of Aspergillus caelatus, 789 nucleotides long. RefSeq names its product GIG1 family protein. Gene Ontology annotation, cellular component: cytoplasm. The record is from RefSeq and is a predicted model, not a curated record. The coding region runs from base 1 to 789 and encodes 262 amino acids. Gene Ontology annotation, biological process: N-acetylglucosamine metabolic process. NCBI's taxonomy places the organism in Eukaryota, Fungi, Ascomycota, Eurotiomycetes, Eurotiales, Aspergillaceae. The transcript is spliced from 4 exons.
AUGGCGACCACACUUAGGCCUUCUGCUUCCACCACGGCUUUCACUUUCCUCGAUAGAAAGUUGGAAGCGCCCGAUGUGAGGGCUGCUACGACACUCUCGCAUUCAACUACCAACCUGUCGGGCGAAUCCUUGCCGUAUUGGCUGGUCAACGUCCCUCCCGACAGAUGGCCGGUUGAAUGCCCUAGCUUUCUCCGUGAUAUUUGUGAGAAGAAUAUCCAAAUACUGUCGAUUCCCGAUGAACAAUAUGAGAGACAAGGGUGGGAACUAGUGAAGGAGAUCGUCCGAACCAAUCAAAUCGAUCGCUUCCAACGCCUUCCCAGCGAUUUGCGAAAGUACCUCGAAUACAAGGAGUGGAUUGUCGCCGAGUAUGGAUCAGUCAUGCGGUUUGUUGUGAAGAAGCGACUACGCUGGGGAGAAGGCAGUCCCGACGACCUUAAGCCCAGAGGGCGUCCGUUUGAGUUUGACGAGGAUACUCGAAUUCUAUACAACGACUGGCCGUACGGAAUCGAGAAAGAUAUCGUCCAUUUAGUGGUGUGGACCAAGUUCGAGCUGGAAGAUGAUCCGGUGACCGACGACCUGACACCGCGGGCUAGACAAGAGAUUGAUGACUAUGUAAAGAAGACGUUCUGCUCGCGAGUACCAUCAGAGAAAGUCAUCUGGUUCAAGAACUGGAAGUCUCUCAAGUCAGUGCAUGCGGUAGAACACUUCCAUGUCAUGUUAUAUAAACCGGAUCCAGAAUUCAUGAAGGAAAUCACUGGAGGGGAUAUGCCGAUGGUUGCAAGGAUGUGA